GAACCUAACCAUGAGAAAAGCUCUCCUAGUCAUAAACUGCGUCAUCCUUGCAAUAGGCAACUGCGGUGGUCCACUUAUCGCUCGCCUCUACUUCAUCCAUGGUGGCAACCGAAUCUGGUUCUCGAGCUGGCUCGAGACCGCGGGCUGCCCCAUCAUCUUGCUCUCCAUCGCUUGUGCUUACAUGCAUCGUUCCAGGACGGCCGAUCCCACAUCGGAAAACAAGUUUUUCUACAUGGAACGACCGUUGUUCCUCGCCGCUGUCGUCCUUGGGAUUAUCACAGGCCUCGAUAACUACCUCUACGCCUAUGGCUUAUCUCGUCUCCCCGUUUCGACUGCUUCUUUGAUCAUCGCGUCGCAGUUGGCUUUCACGGCAGUGUUUGCUUUCCUGUUGGUGAAACAAAAGUUCACUGCCUACUCCAUAAACGCCGUGUUUUUGUUGAGCAUAGGGGCUGGCGUUUUGGCUUUGCAUUCGAGCAGCGACCGGCCUGCGAAUGAACCCAACAGGGAAUAUAUUUUGGGGUUCGUAAUGACCUUAGCUGCAGCGGUUUGCUAUGCAUUGAUAAUGCCAUUGGUGGAACUAACGUACAAGAAGGCAAAGCAAGAGAUCAGCUACGCCCUUGUGAUGGAGAUUCAGUUGGUGAUGUGUUUGGUUGCUACUGUCGUUUGCACCGUCGGGAUGCUGGCCAAGAAUGAUUUCAGUGUGAUUGGAAGGGAAGCAAGGGAAUUCGAGUUGGGAGAAACAAAAUACUACGUGAUUGUGAUUUGUAGUGCAAUAGUAUGGCAAGGUUUCUUCUUGGGAGGAAUAGGAUUAGUGUUUUGUUGGUCAUCACUGUUAUCAGGAAUUAUGAUAGCCGUUCUAUUACCAAUUACAGAAAUUCUGGCAGUAAUUAUUUUUAAUGAAAAGUUUCAAGCUGAGAAGGGUUUUUCGCUUGCUCUCUCGCUUUGGGGCUUCUUUUCCUACUUCUAUGGUGAAGUCAAGCAAAGCAAAAAGAAGAAACCAGAUCCUGAAAUCGAAAUGGACUCAUCUCUGCCUCCCAAAACUCUCGAAAGCAAUGUUUAAGUGUUAGUCAUCAUCUUCAUCCCCACCAAAUUCCUAAAUAAGCUUCCAAGUCAUUUGAUGUAAUUGCUACAAAUUAGUGUUAUAUUCUCCAAUAAAUGUUUCAAUUGAGGUAGUUUUAUAUAAGAUAAGCCCACCAUUCUCCUA
Messenger RNA from Gossypium raimondii (Peruvian cotton), 1204 nucleotides. Its product is annotated as purine permease 1. The record is from RefSeq and is a predicted model, not a curated record. Gene Ontology annotation, molecular function: purine nucleoside transmembrane transporter activity. NCBI's taxonomy places the organism in Eukaryota, Viridiplantae, Streptophyta, Magnoliopsida, Malvales, Malvaceae. The transcript is spliced from 2 exons. Gene Ontology annotation, cellular component: membrane. The coding region runs from base 11 to 1060 and encodes 349 amino acids.